GACGGAGAAGAAGCCUGCACGGACGAAGCGUGUUUAGUCAACCUGGUGGCGCUGAACAACCAACUGUCGGCAGCGGAGAAGCUGCCAGCCGACCUCGAGGAACUCACGGUUUCGGUGCAGCGAACCUGCACUGCCGUCGGUCGCGUUGUUCCACGUUUAUCCUGGAUUGUUUUCGUGCGUUUCCACUGUAUAUUUAAAAUUCGAGCGAUACGUGAUAAGUGCAUAAAUUCCAUCGAAAAAAGUCAUUACACCUGGCGUCGCGAUGGUCAGCAAGGAUCCGAAGUUGGUCACCGCGGAGAUGGCAAACCCCUAUCUUAAACCACCCAGCAUGUCAACGAGUCAGUCUUUAAAGACUUUUAUUUACAAUGGUGAAACUGGUGCCGUCUUGGGCAGAACAGCCAGUAGCUGGGGUAAAAUAGGAUUGUUCUAUUUGAUAUUCUAUGGAGUACUGGCUGCAUUGGUUGCAAUUUGCUUCUGGGGCUUCUUUCAAACAUUGGAUCCAAGGAUACCGAGGUGGCAGUUAGAGCGUUCGAUAAUCGGAACAAAUCCUGGAUUAGGAUUCAGGCCACAACCACCAUUAGAAAAUGUGGAAAGCACAUUGAUUUGGUACAGAGGAACAGACAGUGAAAACUAUAAAUACUGGGUUGAUUCUUUGCAGGCAUUUCUAAAAGACUAUAUAACACCAGGCUCGGUUCCUGGUCUUGGUGCAAACAUUAAUAAGUGCGACUACAAUCAACCCCCUCCUCCUGGUAAGGUCUGCGACGUUGACGUUAAGAACUGGAAUCCUUGUACUAAAGAGAACCAAUACAAUUACCAUAAAUCCGCUCCAUGUAUAUUUCUUAAGCUGAAUAAGAUAUAUGCCUGGAGACCAGACUUUUACAAUGAUACAGAAUCAUUACCAGAAAAUAUGCCAUUGGAUCUCAAGGAGCAUAUUGCCAGUUUGAAAGCGAACAAUUCUUUACAACUCAAUACAGUUUGGGUAUCUUGUGAAGGAGAGAGUCCAGCAGAUCAAGAAAAUAUAGGACCAAUUCAUUAUAUCCCACGAAGAGGUUUCCCAGGUUACUUUUAUCCAUUUGAAAAUUCUGAGGGUUAUCUCAGUCCAUUGGUAGCUGUUCACUUUGUUCGACCUCGUACUGGCAUUUUAAUAAACGUAGAAUGCAAAGCGUGGGCGAAAAAUAUAAAACAUAAACGUCACGAGAAAUUAGGUGCAGUCCAUUUCGAGUUGAUGAUAGAUUAACGUUGUUUGCAUAACUGUCCUGGCCUCUUUGUUAAUAUACAGAAACUGGAUGAGAAUCUCAUGUUUUCUGACUUUUCAACACAGCUGGACGCUUUUGAAGCCGUCAGAAAAAGGUAACCGCUGCCAAAGUGGAUGAAACUUUUAUCGAGUACAAAGCUAAAAGGAUUUUUGAUAUUGCUAUGAUCAAAAAUCAAAUCUAUAUCAAUUUCUAGGCCCCAAAAUAUAUAUAGAUUACAUUAUUAUUCUACAGUUUCAAAUAUAUUCAUAUAACUUUAUUGGGAAUAAUUUUGUUCAACUUAACACAAAAAGCAAAUAUAUUUAUUGUAUGAAUAUAUUCUAACGAUAAAUGGUAAUUGAAUGAUACUCAUAUGGUAAAUGUUAACAAUAAAUAUUAGAUGUAUCUCUUUUUCUCGGUGUUAUAAUUAAAUGUAAUGGACAGCUUAUGUACCAUGUUUUCGGUUCUAUUGUUGAAUCACUUAAAAUUUUUAUUUGUUCUAUUAAAUUUGUUUUAGACAAUAUGAAUAUUUUUUACUUAAAAUCAGUAUCAAUUAUUGACAAACCUUAAUGUAAUUAAAGAUCUGAUUUUAAUAUUUAAGAAAGUAACAACAAUUUUAAACGUGCCUUACAUAAAUCUGAUUAUUAGAAGAUUGAGUACAGAUAACUCUCUGCUUAGAAGAUAGUUAUCAACAUUUUUAUCGUGAAAAUUCAUGUGUACUAAUGCUUAUUUAAAAAAAAAAAUAGAUCUCUUAAA
Osmia lignaria (orchard mason bee) is the source of this 1988-nucleotide messenger RNA. RefSeq names its product sodium/potassium-transporting ATPase subunit beta-2. Gene Ontology annotation, molecular function: ATPase activator activity. Gene Ontology annotation, biological process: sodium ion export across plasma membrane; intracellular sodium ion homeostasis; potassium ion import across plasma membrane. NCBI's taxonomy places the organism in Eukaryota, Metazoa, Arthropoda, Insecta, Hymenoptera, Megachilidae. Gene Ontology annotation, cellular component: sodium:potassium-exchanging ATPase complex. The record is from RefSeq and is a predicted model, not a curated record.